GAAACAAGUCGUAGCUCUGCUUCAACAGAGAAAGGGAAACCACUUCUGGAUCUCGGGAAAUAUCCAAGAAACCAAACAUUAACCUGAGUCAUGUCUCAAGGCGGACUUCCAUACCUGCCAGGAUAGUCUUCAUUUGAUGGACGCACAAGCCGCGCCGAUUGAGUACUUCUCUCGUGUCCGUAAAUGGCUGCAACUAUGUUCCCGGAUAUUUUGUGUGUGCUAUUAUUCAGCACUUUGCACAUCGCAUCGUCUUUAGAGCUGCAACCAGGCAUGCCAAAUGUUUGUGCUGACCAGGAGAUGUCCAUGAUGGGGGCCCGUCAGCCUUGUGUCCAGGCUUUUUCCCGUAUGAUUAAAGUGUGGAAGCAGGGAUGCACCAACCACAGAUGGUGUACAAGCUACGAGAGAAGGACAUCUUACUACACGGUGUACCGGCAGGUGUACAGUGCGGAUCUACGCACAGUUUAUAAGUGCUGCCCCGGCUGGACUCAGGAGGGUGAAGAAAUGGGCUGUCUGCACAGGCUUUGUGGUGUCAAUACAUGUUUCAAUGGAGGCCAAUGUGCAAAGACCGAAGACCGGAUGUGCCAAUGUCCACUGGGCUUUAAAGGGACGCGAUGCCAAUAUGAUGUUAACGAAUGUGAAGUGGAGGAAGGCGGCUGUGAGGAGUUCUGUUGCAACACGAUCGGCAGCUACUACUGCAAGUGUCCCGAAGGCAGUCGACUGGGGCCCGAUGGCAAGGCAUGUCAUGAUGUAAACGAGUGUGAGGAGCUCAACGGAGGAUGCCAGCAAACGUGUGUCAACACACCAGGCUCAUUUCACUGUGAGUGCAGUGAGGGCUUCCGCAUGCACUCCGAUGGUCGGACCUGCAUCGCUGUGAACUCGUGUUCAAUUCUGAAUGGCGGAUGCGAGCACAAGUGUGUGGACACGGGGAACAAUAACUACAAAUGUGACUGCCGGAGGAACUAUCAGCUGAAGAGGGACGGGAGACACUGUGAACUGAGGGACCCCUGCCAGGACAGGAAUGGACGCUGCUCCCAGCUGUGUCUCUCAGAGGACGGCCGGGUUCACUGCAGCUGCCGACCUGGUUUUACUCUGUCUGGAGAUGGCAAGAACUGUGAAGACAUUGAUGAGUGCGGCUCAGGCCGUGCCGAGUGUUCCCAUGGCUGUGCCAACAUGCCGGGCUCCUUCAGCUGUGUGUGCCAUCAGGGCUUUGAACUUGGUGCUGACGGCAAACAGUGCUACCGCAUUGAGAUGGAGAUCGUCAACAGCUGUGAGAAGAACAAUGGAGGUUGCUCCCAUCACUGCGAGCACGCCACCAAUGGCCCCUUGUGCUCCUGCAACCACGGUUACCAGCUGGACCGGCACAGGAAGACCUGCGUGGAUAGCGACGAGUGUGUCACUGGGGAGUCCUGCUGCCGCCACCUCUGCAGAAACUACCCGGGCGGCUACGAGUGCAGCUGCACGGCCGGCCACCGGCUGAGUCCGGACGGCUGUGGCUGCGAUGACAUCGACGAGUGCCGAGCGGAGACCUCGGGCUGCGAACAAAACUGCGUCAACACCCUGGGAACAUAUGAGUGUUUCUGUGAGCUGGGCUUCCGCUUGGAUCAGGACCAGCACUCCUGCGUUCCUCUCUAUGGCAGAGAACUGGAAGAAGAAGUGGAUGAAGAAGGGGAGGAGGACGAGCAGCUGGAUGUCCACAGAUCACCAGACCUGCUGUUCCGCAACGCUCCUCGACUGCUGCAGUACACGGCCGCCCUGCGCGCCCGCUACGGCGGCGGCGAAACAGAACACGAGGCCCAGAGGGAGCGCCGAGGAGAGCUCGGGCUGGACAGCGCCAUAGUGUGUCUGGACGGCUCGUUUGGAGAGGAGUGCAGCGUGAGCUGCGAGGACUGCGUGAACGGACGGUGUGGUGACGUCAGAGACGGAUGCGAGUGUUCAGCUGGAUGGACCGGGGUCGUCUGCAACGAGACCUGUCCGCAGGGGACCUUUGGGCAGGCCUGUAGCAGCCUGUGCCGUUGUCAGAAUGGAGGCUCGUGUGACCCUUUGACUGGGAAGUGUUUCUGCCCCCCCGGUGUACGGGGCCUGCUCUGCGAGGAUGGUUGUCCGAAGGGUUAUUUUGGGACUCACUGCAGAAAAAAGUGCAACUGCCCAAACGACGGACAUUGCAACCGCAUGUAUGGAGGCUGCCUGUGCUCCCCGGGACUCUACGGACGCUUCUGCCACCUGCCUUGUCCCAGGUGGACGCACGGCGCAGGCUGCUCCCAGGAAUGUGACUGCGUGAGAGAACACUCCGCCGGCUGUGAGCCCAGAACAGGGAGCUGCUUCUGUAAGGCCGCGUUCCACGGCCCACGCUGUGAGAAAGAAUGUGAGCUCGGCUUCUUCGGCGCAGGCUGCGAGCGGCCAUGUGACUGUCCAGGUGGAAGGUCAUGUGACCCCGGGACCGGAGAGUGCAGUCGGCGGCGAUGUCCCGCAGGCCUACACGGAGACACGUGUCAGCUGGACUGCCCCGAUGGAUUCUGGGGGUUGAAGUGCCAGUCGCCAUGUCCUAAAUGCGAGAACAGAGGCUCCUGCAAUAAGCACACUGGUGCGUGUGACUGUAAACCGGGCUUCACCGGGAAACUCUGCCAGGAUGAGUGCACGAACGGCAGUUACGGGCAGGCGUGUGUCCAGCGGUGCCGGUGCCACAACGGAGCCCGGUGCGACCAUGUGAGCGGAGCCUGCACGUGCUCACCUGGACACGCCGGCACUUACUGCCAAAAAAAGUGCGAGGAAGGAACUCAUGGAGAGAACUGCACUCAGACCUGCAGCUGUACAAAUGGAGGGAGAUGUGACGCGGUGACGGGACGAUGUGCGUGUCCGCCCGGUUGGACGGGGCAGCUCUGCGAGUCAGCUUGUCCUGCCGGCGUGUUCGGGUCAAACUGCAGCAAGCCGUGCCGAUGUUCAGGGGAUGAAGAGCAGUGCCAUCCCGUCACGGGGCAGUGCAGCUGCUUGCCCGGUUACUACGGAGCGCGCUGUGAGCCACGAUGUCGAGCGGGGACUUUUGGGCCAAGCUGCAAGUCCAGAUGCAGCUGCAUCAACGGUGGCCGCUGUGACUUCAGGACGGGGACCUGUUACUGUCUUCCUGGCUUUAUUGGAGCGGACUGCAGCUCGAGCUGUCCGAGUGGAUACUAUGGGGAAGACUGUGGUAAGCUGUGCUCCUGUGGAGAAGGAGGCCAAUGCCACGCAGCAGAUGGGAGGUGCAUCUGUGCCCCUGGUAGGAUGGGACCGUCCUGCCAACAAGCGUGUCCUAGGGGGCGCUACGGCCUACAGUGCAGGAACGCAUGCAGCUGUCACAACGAGGCCGCGUGUGACCCCGGCGACGGGUCCUGCCGGUGUGGACUGGGCUGGACCGGGGCCCGCUGUGACACUGCCUGUUCUCACGGAAAAUACGGGCUUAAUUGUGCGCAAGAGUGUCAAUGCCUCAACAAUGGGACCUGCGGCCGUCUUGCCGGCACCUGCACGUGUGCGGCUGGAUUCUACGGCCACGCCUGCCAACACGAAUGCCCACCGGGUUUCUUCGGAGUGAACUGCGCUCACACCUGUGACUGUCGAGCGGGGCACACCUGUGACCAUGUGACGGGCCAAUGUGUGUGUCCACCGGGUCACCAUGGACCACAGUGCCAAAGACGCUGUGAACCCGGCCGGUUUGGACCGAGCUGUGGACGGUCCUGUGACUGUGCUGGAGGGUCCCCGUGCGAGCCCUCCGCCGGGCGGUGCCUCUGUCCCCCGGGCAGGACGGGACGGAGAUGCGAAAAAGACUGCGGCGGAGACCGGUUCGGCCCCGACUGCUCUCUGCCGUGCCAGUGCUCCCACGGGGCUCGCUGUGACGGGGUGAGCGGGCGGUGCCUGUGCCCGCUCACCUGGCUGGGCCCCACCUGUAGGCAAGCACUGCUCCACCAAAGCCGAGGUCCAUUGAACCUUUCUAUGUUCCAAAGAAAGAGAAGAGCACGCAGCAAAACCACAAAGUCCUGACUGGACUCAUGAGAUCAUCUUGGUGAAGUGCUAGUACGGCUUUUCAUGGAACUGCAUCCCAGGGCCCGCAGCUCGGGGUAAUCAUCACCCAGUGGACCUGGCAUGCGAGGGGCCCUCAGAAGAGGACCAUAAACUGUUAACCUACCCCAGACUGUCCAGGGUCACAAAGACUUCUUGGGAAUGCAAACAAAGUCAAACUUUUGUGACUUUUGCUGAUCAUUGCUUUCUGGUUUUAAAUAUUUAAUGUUACAGUUUCUCUCUAAUGAUAUGGAUAACUUAGUUACUCCUUGUGGAAAAUGAACCUCAAGAUACACAAAUAUAAAGACUGCCGACAGGUCAGCAACAAAAGUAGGAUCCAAUUAUAACACCCAGAGUUUUUACAAAAAGAAAAUUACAUCUGACUCCUUGAAUUCAUCAACAUGAAAAGAUGCAAAAAGCAAACUAUUUAGUAAUUCACUGCUACUUUACCAAAGAAAUGGCACUACCUACAUAUGUCUAAUGUUGCCGUUAAUGUCAGGCAAAAAAACAUUAUCUUUUCAUUUCACAAAUGUUGACUUGUUCUGUUAGAAAACAACUCAGAUCAUUGGUUUGUUGGUUUACAGAUCACUAAACCUUCACAAAACAGAGUAAUUAACUUCUUUUAUUGGCCCUUUGGAAAUGGAAAAAUGAAUUGCGCCCACGACUCCUUUGUUAGAAUUGAUGAUGGGUUUUCUUGUUGCAAUGCGGCGUGCUGCUCUCGGAUUGCCUGUUCAUUGCGUUUUUUUUCUUACUUCUUGUCAGCAGCUGACACAGACUUUGGGUGUCUUAUAAAAAAAAAAAUCGAAUAGUCUUAAUGCUACAUUUGGGUUGCCACACAACGUCAGCCUUUUUUUCACAGAGAGAUUAGUGUCACUGCUGCCAGGACUCUGCCAGUGUAUUGGAUUGGAUGAUCUUCAUGUUUGCAUAAACUGUAUUGUUUAAAUCUCAGGUCAGUCGCGACCUUCUGUGCUCGUUUUCUUGACGUUCGUAUAUAUCAGCGGUGCUACAUGGAUCCGUUUUGUUGUGCAAAAUUGAUAAUCUCAGUUCGUACAGUCACCUUUUCAUCGGCCCGUCUGCUCCCUUGUGGUCGUGUUCAGACUAAAAACAAAAGAGAAAAAAGCACCAAAUAAAUUAC
This is a messenger RNA of Pungitius pungitius (ninespine stickleback), 5161 nucleotides long. It is a transcript of the gene megf6, whose product is annotated as multiple EGF like domains 6. Bases 184 to 4008 code for a protein of 1274 amino acids. Gene Ontology annotation, molecular function: protein binding; calcium ion binding. Lineage: Eukaryota; Metazoa; Chordata; Actinopteri; Perciformes; Gasterosteidae. The record is from RefSeq and is a predicted model, not a curated record. The transcript is spliced from 30 exons.